GCUGGAGGCGGUGACCCGCGCCGAGCCCGCCGAGGCUCUUCCGCGCCGGCAGGGGCAGCAGCGGGAGCGGCGCAAGCGGCCAGGAGCGGCCCGGCUUUGCCCGGCGAGGAGGUGGCAGCGGCAGCAGCGACGCCAGAGCUCGUGGGUGCCGUUCACGAGGCCGCCGCGGGGGCCCAGCCGCAGCGCGGGGAGGCCCGGGGGCCGGAGGCCGCCACUGCCGCCAUGCCGCUGCUCUUCCUCGAGCGCUUCCCCUGGCCCAGCCUCCGCACCUACACCGGCCUCAGCGGCCUGGCCCUGCUCGGUGCCGUCAUCAGCGCCUACCGCGCCCUCAGCCAGCCCGAGGCCGAGGCCCGGCCCGGGCCCGGCGAUCCGGAGCCCAUAACGGCCCCGGUGCAGCCAGACCCCACCGCGGUCGCCGGGCCGGGCGCUGGAGGGCCCGGGGUCAGCGACGUGGCCCAGUACCUGCUCUCCGACAGCCUGUUCGUGUGGGUCCUCGUCAACACCGCCUGCUGCGUCUUGAUGCUGGUGGCCAAGCUGAUCCAGUGCGUGGUGUUCGGCCCUCUGCGUGUGAGCGAGAGGCAGCACCUCAAAGACAAGUUUUGGAAUUUUAUUUUCUACAAGUUCAUUUUCAUUUUCGGCGUGCUGAACGUGCAGACCGUGGAAGAGGUGGUCAUGUGGUGCCUCUGGUUCGCCGGGCUGGUGUUCCUGCAUCUGAUGGUGCAGCUCUGCAAGGACCGGUUCGAAUACCUCUCUUUCUCCCCCACCACCCCGAUGAGCAGCCACUGCCGAGUCCUGUCCCUGCUGGUCGCGAUGCUGCUGUCCUGCUGCGGGCUGGCGGUGGCCCGCUGCGUCACGGGCUACUCCCACGGGAUGCACACGCUGGCCUUCAUGGCGGCAGAGUCUCUUCUCGUCACCGUGAGGACUGCUCAUGUGAUUUUACGAUACGUCAUCCACCUUUGGGACCUCAGUCACGAAGGCACGUGGGAAGGGAAGGGGACAUGCGUCUACUACACGGACUUCGUCAUGGAGCUCACGCUCCUGUCCCUGGACCUCGUACACCAUGUCCACAUGCUGUUAUUUGGCAACAUCUGGUUGUCCAUGGCCAGCCUGGUCAUCUUCAUGCAGCUGCGUUACCUGUUCCAUGAGGUGCAGCGUCGGAUCCGCCGGCACAAGAACUACUUGCAUGUCGUUGGGAACAUGGAGGCCAGGUUCGCGGUGGCCACCCCAGAGGAGCUGGCGGUCAACAACGACGACUGUGCCAUCUGCUGGGACUCCAUGCAGGCUGCCCGGAAGCUGCCCUGCGGACACCUUUUCCACAACUCCUGCCUUCGCUCCUGGCUGGAACAAGACACCUCCUGCCCGACGUGCAGGAUGUCCCUGAACAUUGCUGACAGUAACCGUGGCAGGGAGGACCGUCAAGGGGAGAACUUGGAGGAGAAUCUGGUUCCCGUUGCAGCUGCUGAAGGCCGACCGCGCUUAAACCAGCACAAUCACUUCUUCCACUUUGAUGGGUCCCGGAUUGCGAGCUGGCUGCCCAGUUUCUCGGUCGAAGUGAUGCACACCACCAACAUCCUCGGCAUCACGCAGGCGAGCAACUCCCAGCUCAAUGCGAUGGCGCACCAGAUUCAGGAGAUGUUCCCCCAGGUCCCCUACCCGCUCGUGCUGCAGGACCUCCAGCUGACCCGCUCCGUGGAAGUGACAACGGACAACAUCUUGGAAGGGCGGAUUCAGGUCCCUUUCCCCACGCAGCGGCCAGAUGGCAUUAGACCUGCACUGAACAGCCCUGUGGAACGGCCCAAUGGGGAGCCGGAGGAGGGAGCAGCUUCCGCCCAGACGGAGCGCGUGCCGCUGGACCUCAGUCCCCAGCUGGAGGAGGCGCUGGACUUCAGCGAGGUAGAGGCGGAGGCCGAGGCGGAGCCCAGCGAGGGGGAGGACUUUGAGGCUCGGGGCAGCCGCUUCUCCAAGUCUGCGGAUGAGAGGCAGCGCAUGCUGGUGCAGCGGAAGGACGACCUUCUGCAGCAGGCUCGCAAGCGCUUCUUGAACCGAAGUUCUGAAGAUGACUCAGCCUCAGAGAGCGGCCCGGCUUCCGAAAACACGACCUCUGACCCCGUGACCCUGCGUCGAAGGAUGCUGGCUGCGGCUGCCGAACGGAGACUCCAGAAGCAGCAGACCUCCUAGCGCUUCCUGGCCCCCCUGGGCCACCGCCUCCCAGCAGCGCCGCCUCCCCCCCCAGGAGGCCUGGCCUGGUCCACCUGCUACUUGGAGGCGUGGGCCCGACUGCAUCGCCGCUGUAUAAAGCAUGUGGUCGUCAUAGUGUUUGGACAGCUGACAAGUUUAAUCCUUUUUUGUAAUACUUUCUAUGUGACAUUUCUUUUUCCUUUGGAAACCCCGCACAUUUUAACUCCAGGCAUGACGUCUUCUGGCAUUGACCGGCCUCUCCGGGGUGGGGGAGAUCAGGAGGGAGCGGGCAGCUUCGAUGACUGCUUCGUGCACGAGUCACAGCGCACGCCGGCGCCUUAGCCCCACAGCUGGCAGGAAGUGGGGGUGGGGCCAGGACCCCAUGCCUCACCGCUGGAGGGGCUGCCGCCGCAGGCUGUCCUUGGUUGGGAGGCAUCCACAGCGUUCAGAGCCGGAGCCCGGGCCCCCGGCCGGCAGGGCACCUAGGACGGACCGAGCUGGGUUUGAUGCCCGGAGCAGCCCCGGGCUGCAGAGUGUGGACAGGUGGCCCCUGGGUACCAGUACAUCCAGGACUUCCCUUCUGACCCCCAGUUGAGACUGGCUGUAUUGCCAUUUACGCUGGUGCUCCCGCGUCUUACGAGUCCACCCCGCGUGUCUGUCUUCUGUCUGCCCUUCCCGGCCCCCGGACUCGGGGGCCCAGCACGGAACGGGUGGAGCAGCCAACUCUGUUGUGUGGUUUGCAUCCUUGGUCAGUGCACCGGGCGAUGCCUGAGGCUGCGGGUUUGGUCCUGGGAGAAAAUGUGGGCGUUACAAGAUGGGCAAGGGCAUCCUGGAGGGCCUUAUUGAAGAAAUAAAAGAUAUCUUUUGUAUCUUUCUCCUCCGGAGCCCUUCAUUUCGUAACCUUGUUCUUGUUGGUUUGAUUGAACUUGGAAAGGUGAGAUGUCGGGUCCAGCUGCCUCGGAGGGACCCAGGUCCUGGCCCUUUUCAAAUCCUUUACCAUUGAACUUCGAGGUUUGAAACAUGCAGUGAUAGGUUACAGCAUUCAGUUUCAUGUCCUGUUGGACUAAGUUUUUUGUUUUUGUUUUUUAAAUGUUUGAAAGCAUAGUUUUUUUGGUAGUCCUUUAGGGGAGAAUCCAGUAUUAUCUAAAAUUAUUGGCAAAGUGAAAUGUAUUUUAAACUGGAAGUUUUUAGAAUGUUGAAAAGUGAUUGAGAUGAGAGUGAUGAAGUCAAUGUUUAGGCCAAGAUAAUUUAUUUCGAUAAAUCUUUCAAAAGCCUUACCUUUGAAACGCUGUUAGUAAAUUUCUGUGAUUUUUUUUAAAAGUGUUUUGUUUUGCUGAGAGCAUAGCUGUUUGUUUCUAUUGUAAAACAAGAACAACAAUAAAAAGCAAACUCGGUUGUUACUGCGUUGUGUGUGGCCGGAAGCCGAGGCAUCGUUUCCGGAGUCACCAGAAUGCUCUGUUUUGGUUUUCUGUGUUCACUCUUUCGGCCGACGUUUUCUUCCAUCCGAACGUUUUGCAGGUCGUACACAUUAAAGAUGACAGUGAAUGUUUCA
Molecule: messenger RNA, 3730 nt
Organism: Artibeus jamaicensis (Jamaican fruit-eating bat)
Lineage: Eukaryota; Metazoa; Chordata; Mammalia; Chiroptera; Phyllostomidae
Gene: AMFR
Product: autocrine motility factor receptor
Exons: 14
Coding region: 223-2178 (651 amino acids)
Biological process (GO): protein K48-linked ubiquitination; ubiquitin-dependent protein catabolic process; endoplasmic reticulum unfolded protein response
Cellular component (GO): endoplasmic reticulum; cytosol; ubiquitin ligase complex
Molecular function (GO): ubiquitin binding; ubiquitin protein ligase activity
Source: RefSeq, a predicted model, not a curated record